This is a messenger RNA of Diospyros lotus (date-plum), 896 nucleotides long. RefSeq names its product actin-depolymerizing factor 1. The coding region runs from base 163 to 582 and encodes 139 amino acids. Gene Ontology annotation, cellular component: actin cytoskeleton; cytoplasm. Lineage: Eukaryota; Viridiplantae; Streptophyta; Magnoliopsida; Ericales; Ebenaceae. Gene Ontology annotation, biological process: actin filament depolymerization. Gene Ontology annotation, molecular function: actin filament binding. The transcript has 3 exons. The record is from RefSeq and is a predicted model, not a curated record.
AUGUACUGUAUGUCCUCCAGCUGGAGCGCCACCGAAUAAAAGGGGCUGUGAUUUUCAUUCACAGGUAGCCUCAUACCGGAGGGGACUCUCUCUCUCUAAAUUCUCUCGUCCUCGAAUCUCGCUCGAUCGAGCUCUCCACUCCAAGCUAUAAGUCCAGCCGAAAUGGCCAACGCUGCAUCUGGGAUGGCUGUGCACGAUGACUGCAAAUUAAGGUUUCUGGAGCUGAAGGCAAAAAGAACUUACCGUUUCAUAGUUUUCAAGAUUGAGGAGAAGCAGAAGCAAGUUGUUGUGGAAAAGGUUGGUGAACCAACCCAAAGCUACGAGGACUUCGCUGCUAGUCUUCCUGCUGAUGAAUGUCGCUACGCGGUCUAUGAUUUUGACUUUGUGACACCGGAGAAUUGCCAGAAAAGCAGAAUUUUCUUUAUAGCAUGGUCACCUGAUACAUCAAGAGUGAGAAGCAAAAUGAUUUAUGCUAGCUCUAAGGACAGGUUCAAGAGAGAACUUGAUGGAAUUCAAGUAGAGUUGCAGGCAACUGAUCCAACUGAGAUGUGUCUUGAUGUCAUUAGAAGCCGGGCGACCUGAAUAUGAAUUAUAAGCGUUGCAAUGGAGAGCUCCUCCAUACGGUCUUCCUUACUUGAGAGCGGGACAUCUAUAGUUUAUGGGAUGGUGAACUUGGCUAGACGUGGUAUUGGUACAAGUGUCACCAUGGUGCCGUAUUUAUUUGAACAGCAUUUGUGGUUUGCAGUAUAUUAUGUUGAUUUGUUAUUCGUAGAACUCGUUGUUGCCUCACUUGUAGAGCCCAUCUACAAGCUAAAUAUGUAACAGUUUGUUGGGGUAGCUUGUCACCUUUGAUCCGGUUUAAAGAUUUAAAAGGAUAACUGACCCCUGUUGUUUUC